This is a messenger RNA of Gambusia affinis (western mosquitofish), 4762 nucleotides long. It is a transcript of the gene chst12a, whose product is annotated as carbohydrate (chondroitin 4) sulfotransferase 12a. Gene Ontology annotation, biological process: proteoglycan biosynthetic process; carbohydrate biosynthetic process. The transcript is spliced from 5 exons. NCBI's taxonomy places the organism in Eukaryota, Metazoa, Chordata, Actinopteri, Cyprinodontiformes, Poeciliidae. Bases 763 to 2010 code for a protein of 415 amino acids. Gene Ontology annotation, molecular function: sulfotransferase activity. Gene Ontology annotation, cellular component: membrane. The record is from RefSeq and is a predicted model, not a curated record.
GUUCAGUUCUUAAAUGUCUUUGUUCUUUUUUACGUAAAAAUAUGACCAUAAUAUUAAAUAUAGUAAGAUUUUGGUGCACAUUCCUCCUGCAUACACCUUUGCCCCAGUGCUUUGGACUUGUUUGACCGUUAGGCACACUGACAGCGCGACAAACCCACCGUGACCACUGAAACUCGGUGUUUUCUUUACCCACUCGUCAUAUAUGUUCGCCUAAAUGCACCGCUCACGACGCUGUAACCGAGCGAGUCCCGGGCGGGUUGGGGUUUGAGGGCUGCCGGGGUGAGGGAACAGCCUCUUCCCGCGGCGCUGCUCGUCCGUCAAAGGUAGCAUUGUGUCCGGUCUGGCAUCCGCUGGGGGCUGCUGCGGACAGGACGGAGGGAUUCACAUAAGCCGAGCGGUCAGCCUAGGCUCCCGUUUGGGCUGGAACUGCAGGAUACAGACAGGGAUACGACGUGGUGGGAAAUUAAAUUCAUAGAGACAUCAACUAAGGUCGUUGACGGGCCGGCUCCGGCCCUGCCGUCAUGUUUGGCCCCAUCCGACCUCAGACUCCGCGGAAGCCGCUGCGUCUCUAACCGCGCCCGCAUGGAGCUCCUGGGUUUUUUUUAGCCCCGCAGCAAAACCGAGCCUCCGCGUCGCCCCGGUCCGUGCAUGAGAAAACACGCAGGUGUCUGUUAUAAUCUGCUGCCAUGGCAACGCUGUGCAGAUGCCCUGCGAAAUCAUAAGUCUGUUGCUAUGGUGACUCUGUAGCAAGCAGCUGUCACUAUGGGAACAUCCAGGAUGUUCCGCAUUUUUGUGGUUCUGGGCUCGGCUUUCAUGAUCCUCCUAAUCAUCAUCUACUGGGACGAUGUGGGAGCCGCCCACCUCUACCUGCACACCCCGGUGUCCCCGGGCCCCAAGGUCCCCCACCCGCCGCCCCAGCCGAGGCCCCACACCACCCGGACCCCGUCCUUCCUGUCCGACAUCGACGCUUUCGUCAACCAGUUCCUGGAGCCCGGAACCGGGGAGCCCACGGACACGGUGCCGGUGGACUCCAGCAACCAGUCGGAGAAGUCAGAGGAGCGCUACGUCCCCCGGAGGGAGUGGAAGAUUCACCUGACGCCUGUUGCCGCGGAGCUACGGGAGAGACAGGAAAAGAGGCGAAGGUUACUCCAGGAGGUCUGCGCCAACGACAGCGUGGCGUUUCCGGGCAAAAACCGUUCGUUUGAUGACAUUCCUAACAAAGAGUUGGAUCAUCUCAUUGUGGAUGACAGACACGGCAUUAUCUACUGCUACGUUCCCAAGGUAGCGUGCAGCAACUGGAAGCGCAUCAUGAUCGUCCUCAGCGAGAGCCUGCAGCAGGACGGCGCUCCUCAGAGAGACCCUCUGGCCAUCCCCAGGGACCUGGUCCACAACAGCAGCAUGCACUUUACCUUCAACAAGUUCUGGAAGCGCUACGGCAAGUUUGCAAAGCACCUCAUGAAGGUGAAGCUGAAGAAGUACACAAAGUUCCUGUUCGUGCGGGACCCGUUUGUGCGUCUCAUCUCCGCCUACAGGAACAAAUUCGAGAUGCGCAACGAGGACUUCUACCGGCGCUUUGCACAAGUUAUGCUGCGCCGUUACGCCAACCAGCCCACGCCUCCCGCCUCCGUGGACGAGGCCUUCGCUCUGGGUAACCGCCCGUCCUUCUCCCACUUCACCCAGUACCUCCUGGACCCGCAGACCGAGAAGGACAUGCCCUUCAACGAGCACUGGCGGCAGGUGUACCGCCUCUGCCACCCGUGCCAGAUCCAGUACGACUUCGUGGGCCACCUGGAAACGGCGGAGGAGGACGCCGAGCACCUGCUGCGCCUGCUGCGGGUGGACAACGUGGUGGAGUUCCCCACCUCGCAGAGGAACCUCACAGCGAGCAGCUGGGAGACGGACUGGUUCGGUCCGGUGCCUGUGGAGGCACGCCGGCAGCUCUACAAGCUCUACGAGCCCGACUUCCGGCUUUUUGGUUACGACAGGCCAGAGUCCAUCCUCAAUGAGUGAUUCAAAUGUAGUUUUUAAAAUCACAAGAGCGGGCGCCGCACCCCCAACGGCCAGCAAGAGGCGUCUCACACACACACACACACACACACACACCUUCUCCUGUUGUGUCUUUGCUGGACUGACAUGGACACAUGAUUAGAAACACUCAUGGAGUCAUUUCUGCCUCAUUAAGUCACAGAAGAAGCAUGCAGUUACAUUCAGAUGUGUGUCCCUCUGCCCUCUUUAGGGACUUUAACCUCCAUGUUUUUUAUGUGAUGCCAUCUGUGCCCACUUUUGUGACUAAAUUCACAUACUUUGGUAGCAAAAUGAUGCACAGAGACCGUUUUGGUUGUGAUUGCACGCUUUGGACAAUUAGAUUAUGUUUUUGUGUUGCUAGAUUAUCUUAAAUUAUCACUGCACUAUCAGUAGUUAGCUGGUUUAUUUCACAUUGUUUAAAGUGCAAUGUUUUUAAGCAUGAAAGGGAUUUUAUGUUGAAGUAAGUCAUUUUUUAACAUUUUUUUUUACCUCGUAUUCACAGUUUAAGAGUAUUGAACCGGACUGAUUAAUUUAUAUCGGCUAUACAAGGUUCUGCGAGCUAAAUAUGUCCUGGAGAUGAAGUACCGCUGCUGGCAUCUGGCUAGUUUUAAAGCCAGUUGCCACAACGAAGCCUCAGCAUAAGGAAGCUCAGCGGCAGGCAGCUGGUGACCUGGGUUUGUCUCGGCUUGUUUCAGACAUAUUCUUACGGUUGCUAAUGCACAGAUGUGCCUCUGCUUGUUUCUCAAAAAUCUUUUUCCAAGGGAAAUCUCUCGCUUGUGUCUUUGCCUUUUGUUUUUCUUUCAGACAGGUCUGGGUUAACUCACGCCGUCGUGAUUUUACGACCUUAAACAAACCAUCUCGCUAGAAUAUUCAUAACAAUUGCUUGUAAGUUUACUUCCCUUGGUAAAGUAGUAUUUUAUAGUAUCAUGUAGAUUAAACUUGUAGGAUUUUAUGUUCCAUCCUAUUUCCAUUGACUUUGGUUUUAUACUUUCUACUUGAGCUGUUUCACUCCCUGAUUAAACCAAAAUGACUCUGAGGACGCUCUAAGCUUUAUUAGAGCCACUUAAACACAGCGGAUCAUGAAUACAAUGUAGUGACUUUUAGAAGAUUAUACAAAAGUACAUGUGAAAGUGGGUACAGAAUGAGAAAAGUGCAGUUAAGAGAUUCUUAAGGUAUGAAAACGUUGAGUAAAAAUGUCAGUAUUAUGAUACUAACACAAAAUAAGAACAAAAACUAAGCACAGGAUCUCUUUGAUUUCACAGAAUAUGGCAUAUUUAUUAUUACACUUUCACUUAUGCUGCCUGUAAUGUAGGUGAAAAAGUAGCAAAAAUCUACACAGAAAUCCAACUGCUGAAUUUAGCUGUGCUCGUUGCUCACACCUUCCCUUUUUUAGCAGUCAGUCAGUCGUCUUUAAACAGCACUACCUUUAGUUUCACACCAGGAAUGGAUGUAUUUUCCCAACCAAAGCAAAGGAGAAGUGUGGUUGCCCUGUUUCAGCCUCCUGACCGGCAGGGAGCGGCGAUGCCUUGGUCUUGAAGUCAAACUGUGGAAGAAAGCCCUGGUGGUUAACACCGAUAACAGAGUUUACGUCAAAGCAAAUCGAAUGACAGAUAACGUCAUUUUCACAUCGUUAAUCUCAACAUUUUCUUUUUAAAAAAAAUGCAACGUGAGCUACUUUUAUUUCAAAUACAUGUGCUUAAUAACGCUUAACAAAGAAGAUGGAGGGCUACCUUUAGUUUCCGUCUUUUUGUAACCAAUGGGAAGGUGUUGUAGCGUUCGUUCAGCCAGCUGACCAGCAGUGUGCAGCAGCAUGUGUGGUCGGGGCAGUGGGGCAUUACUUUAUGCUCGAAGUGCUUUCUCUGAGAAGGACUUUAAGACAUAGAAACGUUCUGUUGGUUUUUAGAUUGUAACUUUUUAAAAGCUUCAUAUUGGUAGCAAACCAAACAUAAACACUACGGUAAGGGGAAAAGGAGAACAACAAAAAUGGAGAACGAACGAAGCACCCGUUACUGAUACUGAGCUUUCCUGCAGACUGCAACUACAUGCUGUCAUUUGCCCCUAAACAUGAUAUCCACAGGUUGCUUCUGCAUUUAUUAUGCUGUGCAUUGCAUUGUUUUUGUAGCAUUACUUUGAGCUUUGAUGAACUCCUGCACAGCUGAAAGCUGGUUCAACGUGAAUAGUGUUAGUUAAAAGGAGAUAGGUAAGGCUGGAGUUAUGGUCUUAAUGAAUCGAUGGCUUUAGGUGAUGAAAGUGAGGAAAAGACAGUGCCUUUGGUUGCUAAAAGUUUACACAGCUUAAAAAAGAAAGUAUUUUUAUAGGACUUAAUUUUUACAAAAAUCACAUACUCACAAAAAGAAAUAUUUGAUAUACUGCGUGUUGACUUCAACUGUAUUUAGGGACCAAAAGAAAAACAAAGCCUUUCGGCUGAACUGUUAACGUGGGACUUUGCUAUAAAUCUCUGCGUUUGUUUGGAUUCUCCUUCAUUGUGCUGGUGUUCAUAGUGUCACACUCCAUGCUGGAUGUCGCUGUUGUUCCCACUCUUCAUUCAUGCGUCAGACACAGACGUAUUGGUGUUUAAUGUUUUUUUUUAAUCUCUGAACCUUAUGCUGAAUUUUUUACGGGGGUUGUGGGGGAGGUUUUGUCUUCAUCUUGUGGCCAUAUGCUGAGUGUGGAUUUAGUCCACCUCUGCUGUGUUUGUACUUUAAGUCCUGUUGUAUUUCCAUGCCUUUGGUUUUCU